This is a messenger RNA of Parastagonospora nodorum SN15, 633 nucleotides long. RefSeq lists its product as hypothetical. NCBI's taxonomy places the organism in Eukaryota, Fungi, Ascomycota, Dothideomycetes, Pleosporales, Phaeosphaeriaceae. The record is from RefSeq and is a predicted model, not a curated record. The coding region runs from base 1 to 633 and encodes 210 amino acids. The transcript is spliced from 2 exons.
AUGGCAGCCACGCGCCUCCGCAAAACAUUCCAAUACCCGUCCGAAUCCGACGACGAAGACGCCGUAGAGCAAGGCAUGGACGAACAAGACCAAGACCACCUCAUCUCCACCCUCUCCGCGCGCGACACAUCCACAACACGCAUCUACACGCUCCUCCUCAGCGCGCUGCCCCUCGCCCCCGCACUCCUGCACAUCCCUCUGCUCCUCAGCAUCUCUACCGUCAUGCCGAGUCUCGCAGCGAUAGCAAGUUUCCUCGCAAGCGCGUACACGCUGUACUUCCUCCCACUGGCGCCGCAAAAAAUCAGCAUUUUAAACAGUGCGGAUUUGAAGGCAAAUAAGGGGAAGAGGGGAGGAUAUCAAGCGGCGCAAGUGGAGAGGAGAGCUGUGCCGUAUGUGUCGGAUGAAGUGGCGGAGAUGUUGGCGAAGUACAUGGUUCCUGCGAAUGCGGGGCUGUGUGUGUUGAUGGCGGUUGCGGAGUUCUUCUCGGGCCAUGAGUGGAGCGAAGGCCUGGCUGUUGGUGGCGGGUUUCUGCCUGGGUUCGUGCUGAGCGUGGUGUUGUGGGCGCGCAGGGAGUUGAGGGUCGUGGAUAUGACGGAGUUGGAGAAGCUAAAAUUUGCUUCGAAAACUACAUGA